Molecule: messenger RNA, 1875 nt
Organism: Durusdinium trenchii
Lineage: Eukaryota; Dinophyceae; Suessiales; Symbiodiniaceae
Source: the annotation of a GenBank genome assembly
AUGGCGCGGGAAUUGCAGGAGCCACUGGACGCCCUGGAGGAGCUUGAGCUCUUGGUGAAGAGCUGCCAGGAGGAUCUCUGCCAGUCGGUGGCGAAUGCCCGGCGCGCACUCCUUGCUUGUGGUGGGAAAAUCUGCUUGGACGGAGGCAUGGGCCAGGUGGGCGGUGAUGAACAUCCAGCACUGAAAAUCCCGGGGAUCAAAAUCGACGAAAGAGGCGACGUGCCGUCCGUGACGUGGGCCUCGGUCGAGAAGAUCAGCGCCGUCGAGAAGACGUCGCAGCCCAGCUUGACCCCCUGGGUGGACCAGGAGCUGCCUCUGCAUUCGCAGGACAUGGAGGCCUUUCAGAGGAGCCAUGAGACCUCCGACUAUCCCUUCACGAGUGAUACAGGCGAUGUUCCAGAGGCACAAGCGAUUUGCAAUUCCAUUCAAUCCUUGCGAUUACCUCCCCAGUCGCCCACGUCCUCCUCGCAUGGAUCGAAUUUGCCGCCCAUGGCGCCCGAGAACACGGGCCGGACCACCAAAGAUCGGCGCUCGUCGAAAUCGUCCACCGCGCAUGACCCCAGCUCGGUUCACUACAUGCCCAGCGAGAUGCGUGUCUCCGGACACAUGCGUCGAGAGAAGCUGGACACAGUCAUCGGGAUAGUGGUGUUGUUGAACUCGCUGACUAUGGCGAUGGAACUGGAAUGUGAAGGGCAGGUCGCGGGCGAGCGGGUUGGGAUGCCCGAACUGCUCCAGUGUCAUCACCACAUCAGCUUCUACAUCGCAGAGCACGUCUUUACCAUCAUCUUCGUGCUGGAAUUGGCUUGGAGGGUUUAUUGGCUGCGUUGGCGGUACUUCCUCGAGGUGCUCAACGUCGUUGACGCUUUUUUAGCCAUGUACUCCUUCAUCUACGUCUACGUCUUGACCAUGCUGUUGCAGUCGGUGAACCUGCAGCUGCUGCGCUUGCUGCGCUUGGCGAAGCUGGUGCGCGCCAUCCGCAUCAUGCGCACGCUGCGGCUCUUUCGAGGUCUGCGGCUUCUGGUGCAUGCUUGCUUCUCCUUCCUUCCCUCCCUGGCAUGGUCUAUGGCGCUCUUGAGCCUUUGCAUUCUCACUGCAGGCUUAGUGAUCGGCAACUUGCUGCAUGAGUUCAUCCUUGAUGAGACGAAGGAGUUUGAACAACGGCUCUGGAUCUGGAUCCACUAUGGCACAGCUUAUCGCGCCAUCUGGACCAUGUAUGAGAUGACUUUUGCCGGGAACUGGCCUCAAUCAGCCCGGCCGGUGCUAGAAAGCGUGAGCCACGGCUAUUGUGUGUUCUUCCUCUUGUACAUAACUGUCAUAGUCUUCGCCGUUUUGCGUGUGAUCACGGCGAUUUUUGUCAAGGAGACCUUGGAAGUUGCCAGCAACGAUGCCGAGCUCAUGGUGCAGGAAAGGAUGAGAAAGAAAGCUUCAUAUGUGAAGAAGCUUGAGAGCAUUUUCAAAGCUAUGGAUGACAGCGGCGACGGGCUCCUCUCAGAGGAAGAGAUGAGCGAGUGGCUCCUGGACGAGCGAGUGCAAGCCUAUUUGGAGAGUUUGGACAUCGAUGCCGCCGAGGGUGAGGCCUUGUUCCGCUUGCUGGCGAACGAUGACGGCGAGAUCACCUACCAAGACUUUAUUGCAGGAAUCCUUCGGUGCAAGGGUUCCGCACGAGCCAUCGACCAGCUGAUCUUGCACAACGAGGUGGAGCGCGUCGGGGACCAGGUGGCGAACCUCGCAGAGGCACUGGAAAAGGCGAAGGUCAUCCCGUCCUCGGAGAAGAAGAAACGUGUCGGACGUUUGAUGCAUCAGAUGACCCUCUUCCAACAAGCGAACACCACGACGUUCGAGAACCCGGUGCUGCGGACCGCUUCCAUCAAGUGA